UUCAACAGUUCGUGAGCCGUGUGUCAGAAGCCGCAAUAGCCAGAAGUUCUUAUCCGGAGUAACCACAGCAGCACAGCAACACCACAUCAAAUUAACACCUUGCAUCAGCAUCAGGCAUUAUCGGUGCUUCAGACCGAAUCGCCAGGCAACGAGCAUCGCCCAAUCUACCAGCAGCAGCACCAUCAUCACCACCACUACCACCACCACCACACAUCUAGAGGAGAGACACAGAUUCAUCGGGAAAAUUCGCUAACCUGAUCUAUGGGUUUUCCUUUCUAGCAGCAGUAGCAGCAGCAAGUCGCCUUUACAGUUUCCAUUCGUUACAUUAUUGGUUGUUAUUACAUGGUGAAAAAUAACCCACUGACAAGUGUAGUGUAGGACUAAGCGAGUGUAUGUAUAAAAAGUGAUCAAAGCAAAGCUAAAAUAAAUCACAGUGCUCUGGGUACGAUAGGUACACACAGGGUUCUGUUGUGAUUCAAUUGUGUGUUCGUGUGUGUAAAUUCUGAAUACCAUUACGCCAAGCAGUAGGAAAAAAAAAACCCGACCCGCAAAACAGUAAGCGGAUCGUGGAGGAAGACGUGUAGACUCGAAGAAAAGUGAUUGCAGCAGAAAAGAAAGAAGCGGAAGAAGAAAGCGCAAGAGUGAGAGUGAGGGAGGAAGCGACGAAAAAUAUUAGCCGCUCGGAAGAGCACCCACAUUUAUGUAUUGCAGUAACCAGAGUAGUAUGGCUACUCUGUUACAGCAGAAGAGUUUUAUGAAAAAUUUGACCAAUGGAACAAACAACGUGGUGGUCGUAAAUGGCACCAACGAGAACCAGACGACGACGGCAACGAUGGUGGCCGCGGGUGCCACAAUGGCCACAGUUGUGCCGGGCAGUGCCAGCCGGAUGCUGCUGCCACACGAGACGACCACCCUGAUCCACCAUCAGCCCCCGCUGAUACAUCAGCAAACCAAUUCGUUCACCUCGACGCAUUCGCCUGCCUCUAGCUCGAUCAGCUCGUGCAGCUUCAAUAGCCAAUUUAUCAGUCAUCUCCAGAGCAAUCACCACCUAUCGUCGCAGCAGAUCUUCGGCGGCAACAGCACCCGGGUUGAG
Messenger RNA from Aedes albopictus (Asian tiger mosquito), 1093 nucleotides. RefSeq lists its product as uncharacterized. Lineage: Eukaryota; Metazoa; Arthropoda; Insecta; Diptera; Culicidae. The record is from RefSeq and is a predicted model, not a curated record.